AUGAGGAAGGAGCUCAUUGCUGAACUGGACCAAGAUGAGAAGGACCAGCAGAACACAUCGCGUCUGGUGCAGGAGCACAAGAAGCUGCUGGAGGAGAACAAGAGUCUGUCCACGUACUACCAGAAGUGCAAAAAACAGCUGGAGCUGAUCCGGGUCCAGCAACAGAAGAGACAGGGCACGAAGGAGCUCAUUGCUGAACUGGACCAAGAUGAGAAGGACCAGCAGAACACAUCGCGUCUGGUGCAGGAGCACAAGAAGCUGCUGGAGGAGAACAAGAGUCUGUCCACGUACUACCAGAAGUGCAAAAAACAGCUGGAGCUGAUCCGGGUCCAGCAACAGAAGAGACAGGGCACGUCAUGA
Molecule: messenger RNA, 360 nt
Organism: Seriola aureovittata
Lineage: Eukaryota; Metazoa; Chordata; Actinopteri; Carangiformes; Carangidae
Product: mitogen-activated protein kinase kinase kinase 7-like
Exons: 3
Coding region: 1-360 (119 amino acids)
Biological process (GO): JNK cascade; positive regulation of canonical NF-kappaB signal transduction
Molecular function (GO): MAP kinase kinase kinase activity; magnesium ion binding
Source: RefSeq, a predicted model, not a curated record